AUGGAGGGGAAGAGACAGCUGGAUAGAAGGGACUUCAGUAAAAGACUCUCUCUGGACAGCAGUCUUGUGGAAUACAUGGACUCUAACAAGUGCAUCGAACACCUGUUGGCACAGCUCAGGGAGCAACACAGAAGUCUCUGGCGGGAGAAGCUGGCUGUGGCCAGGCUGCAGAGAGAAGUUGCCCAAAGGACAAACCAAGGGGCCAUGCAGGAGAAGCUGAUACAUGAGUUGGAAGAGGAACGGCACUUGCGGCUGCAGAGUGAGGAGCGGUUGCGGGAGGUGACCCUGGAGUCAGAGCGCAACAGGAUCCAGAUGCGUGGCCUGCAGCAGCAGUUUUCCAGAAUGGAAGAAACUGUCCGAAGUCUGCUGCAGAGUCAAGGAUCUCCAGAGCAGAAAAAGGAAGAACCUGCCAAGAUCACAGCCUACCAGGAAAGAGUAUCUGAAGAAGAGAGAAAAGAGCACGCAGCCCAGGGUGAUCUCCAUGCGGCAGCUGAUGAGGACUCUGGAAGUGAGCACAGCAGUGUGGAGGAGGGGAAAGAGGACAGCAGACUGCUCCUGAAGAGACUGAAGGCUCUGGAGGCGGAGAAUUCAGCACUGGCGCUGGAAAAUGAGAAUCAGAGAGAACAGUAUGAGAGAUGUCUUGAUGAGGUAGCCAACCAGGUUGUUCGAGCUCUACUCACUCAAAAGGAUCUAAGGGAGGAAUGUGUAAAGUUGAAAACAAGAGUAUUUGACUUGGAGCAACAGAACCGAGCGCUCAGCAUCCUGUUCCAACAGCGAGUCAGACCGGCUUCUGACGUGCUCCUCCAGAAACAUCACUCACAUAUUGUGGCUCUCUCAUCUGGCGAUCUGAUCUCAGACGCAGGAGGAAGCUAAAGUCUGACACUGUCACGGACAGAUAUUGAGCUGCGUGAGCACCUCCAGAAUGCAAAAUCCGGAACCCCUGCCUUGAAACACUCUGGCUCAGGGGUUGUCAUCCCUGAUCACCUCUGUCCUCGAAACAGCUGCAGCAGUGGCAGCGAGCUAUCACUGUCAAGCACCUGCAGCGAGUACUCCAGUGGCUCCUCCUGCACGUGGCAAGACAGGAAGAUCAUUGGGAAAAGGGGGGCAGAGGUCGAUGAAGAUGUACGAGAAGAUGAAGAAGACAGAGUUACUGAUGCUGUGCUCCAGAGCCACGUGAUAGAAUCGAACUGCCAGAUGAGAACAUUGGACAGUGGGAUUGGAACCUUCCCCCUCCCAGACUCAGGAAACCGCUCAAUGGGACGAUACAUGUGCCAGCAGGACUCCCCAGAGGCCACUGAUCCCCUCCUGCCUCUCCAGCCAGCCCCUUCCAUGGCAUCCCCUGCCAGAGCCCAAACCCUUGACCGUGAAGUGCCUUCCUCCACAGACAGCCAGAGCUCCUCGGAGACCACCAUCAUCCAUUCCAUAUCUGACCCCAGCACGAUGGCCAGAGGGAUGAGAGCCUCACAGAGUCACCUUCCCAAGACCACCUCCUCAGGUAAAGUGUCAUUUACUUUUCUAUGA
Grammomys surdaster is the source of this 1521-nucleotide messenger RNA. It is a transcript of the gene Nckap5, whose product is annotated as NCK associated protein 5. The record is from RefSeq and is a predicted model, not a curated record. The transcript has 13 exons. Lineage: Eukaryota; Metazoa; Chordata; Mammalia; Rodentia; Muridae. Gene Ontology annotation, biological process: microtubule depolymerization; microtubule bundle formation. Gene Ontology annotation, cellular component: microtubule plus-end.